UCCUCUGGUGAAGAAUAGACCCAAAAAGAAGAUUGUAACUUGGGAUGUCUAUGAAGCUGAUAUGAAGGAGUUUAAAAAAGCACUAGAAUAUCUUGUUACAGUAGUAAAACAAGGUAGCAUGGCUAAAAAUCAAUCUACCGAAAAUGCCUCUUUGAAUAAGCAACAUCCCAUUGAAAACACUUCUAUCAAUCAACCAGAUAUUGAAAAUGUUAGUGAACCUAUGGUAUUUAAUAUUCUUCGGAAACCUGCUAGUGAUGUAGUAACUAUAAAAUGUCGAAUCAAUAAAUUAACCAUUCCUAGUGCUGUCCUUGAUAGCGGUGCAAAUUGCUCUAUUAUGUCAUUAAAUAUUGCUAAAAAAUUGGGACUUGAUAUAGAUAGAACUAGAGCUACUUCUCUUGAAGGAGUUGCUACUGAAUCUGAUACUAUUGGGUGGGUAUACAAUGUUCCUGUAAGUGUUGGAUUCUUUACACUAGUAACUGAUUUUAUUGUUGUCGAUGAUAAUAAACCAGCAUUACUUCUUGGUACACCUUGGCUUGAUAAAGCUCAAGCUAUGAUAGAUUUCCAGAGUCGAAUCCUUUAUAUAAGAAACUCUAAUGAUUUGAUCUUCAAUACUUUCAUAUUUCCAUCGGGCUUAAAACGUCACUUGAAUGGAAAAAAG
This is a messenger RNA of Entrophospora candida, 658 nucleotides long. The record is from the annotation of a GenBank genome assembly. Lineage: Eukaryota; Fungi; Glomeromycota; Glomeromycetes; Entrophosporales; Entrophosporaceae.